Schistocerca nitens (vagrant locust) is the source of this 847-nucleotide messenger RNA. RefSeq lists its product as uncharacterized. The record is from RefSeq and is a predicted model, not a curated record. NCBI's taxonomy places the organism in Eukaryota, Metazoa, Arthropoda, Insecta, Orthoptera, Acrididae. Bases 63 to 611 code for a protein of 182 amino acids. The transcript has a single exon.
UAAGGGGAGCGCUAUCGAUCGGAAGGCAUCAGUCGCCGCCGACCUCCCUCCAGCACAGCGACAUGCAGCUCCUCGUGGUCUCCGUUCUCGCGGUGCUGGCCUGCGCCUCUGCGCGGCCCGAAGCUCCCACGCAACAAUACGGCGCUCCCGACGCGGCGCCGUACCCGGCAUCGGGCUGGCGUCCAGAGGGCCGACAGUUCUUCCUGCCGUCGAGGAACUCCGGGCUGUACGCGCCGCCCCCGCAGCAGUACGGCCCGCCGCCCCCGGCAGCCCCCACGACCACGGAGGCGGCCGAGACGACCACGACGGAGCUGCCCACGACCACGGCGGCGUCCGACAUCGGCGUGGACGGCGCGCGCGCCUUUGCGCAGAGCGAGGCGUUCGGCAGCGGCUCCCAGAACGGCGUCUACUACCUGCUGCAGCCCGACGGCCGCCUGCAACGCGUCGCCUACGCCCACGGGCCCGCCCCCGCCCCCGCCGCCUACACGCAGUCCCAGGGGGCGGCGCCGGUGGACGCCGGCUACCUGGCCCGCUUCCACUACCAGGACCUGCCACCUCCAGGCGCCCCCAUCUACGCCUACAGCGCCCCCAAGCUCGUUCGCCUGUCUUAAGCAGGUGACAACCGCUGUCUUCCGUCCUUCAGAGGCUCUUUCCUCUGUACCGAUUUCUAAAUUUACAAACACCGCUUCAGUGACAGAGUGACAUCAUCUGUGUGCCAUCCUCGGCACAUUCUUCCUGUUAACUUUGUCUUUGCUUCGAGCAAAGACACAUGUUUCGAAUACCAGCCGCUGCGAAAAAGAUCUGUUAUAAUUCAGUGACCUGUACAAAAUAUUUGCACUUCUUUCCA